This is a messenger RNA of Xiphophorus maculatus (southern platyfish), 7212 nucleotides long. It is a transcript of the gene cdh5, whose product is annotated as cadherin-5-like. Gene Ontology annotation, biological process: regulation of establishment of cell polarity; vasculature development; adherens junction organization. The record is from RefSeq and is a predicted model, not a curated record. Gene Ontology annotation, cellular component: bicellular tight junction; adherens junction; plasma membrane. The transcript is spliced from 15 exons. Gene Ontology annotation, molecular function: calcium ion binding; cadherin binding. Bases 987 to 3332 code for a protein of 781 amino acids. NCBI's taxonomy places the organism in Eukaryota, Metazoa, Chordata, Actinopteri, Cyprinodontiformes, Poeciliidae.
UCCCUCACCCCGUCUGCUUCACGAGCAUGGGCUGGCUGCUUUCUCUGCCUUCAUUGUGCAUCUUUGAGCCGUUCUGACAUAUGCGCUCCCCCUCUGCCUUCCCGCUGCUUUCUUUUUGCCUUCUUUCCAUCGACCCCUUUCCUCACCAGGGGAGCCAGUCUCUCUAAGUUUUUGUCCUGCUUUUUCCAGGAUACGAAAAAAGGAGCAGUAGCAGAGAUCACCGGCAGAGAAGACCGUUACCACAAAACAGGAAAAAGGAAGUGGGCAGUGACCUGUGCGAGAGGGGACUGGAGCCGAACAGCUGUGGCUCAACAGUUUUUGGAUGUUGGGAAUGAGAAAACCACAUCAGAGCAGUCUGCGAGAAGAAGAGCAAGGGAAAAAACUGAGACGGAGAACCUGUUGGAUUCACACUUGAGGGGGGAAAAACCCUCUACAACCUGAGGACGAAAAGGAGAAAGACAUUUUGGUGAUAAAACACCAAAAAACUAGAAAUCUGACUUUUUUCUAAAAAACAUCAGAACCUGGAGUUUCUGUUUAGCCGAGUCAGACGUCAUCCGGUUGAAGAAAUACCAGAUCAAAAUCUGACCAGCAGCGGUUCUGAUCGGUCUGAACCCAGAAGACAGACCCACAGGUUCCCGAUUUGGAGUGACUUGGACUUUUUUUCUUACUUGUAAGCUUAAAGCCCAAAGUCUUAGCAAAAGCCGAGGUUCUUCAAUAAUCUAAUUCUUAAAUAUUCUGGGAUCUGACUUUGGAAGUGUCCUUGGAAUUAUAUCUUUGCGAUACUUGUUGAAGAGACUUCAACAGACUUUCUGAUUCCCGGAAAAGGUUCAGUCAAAGGCUUUGGAGGAAAUAGCUACUUCAGCUGAAAUCUCUUACAUUGAUGAAAACACCUGUUUCUAGAGUUAAAGCAGACUUUCAGCAUCAUCGAUCAAGUACGCAAUCGCUAGAGGAUUUGGGCUUCACCAAGACAAGAGUCAAACCAGACAAUGGCGUGGCUCCAGGUGCAGACAGGACUCCUUCUCACUUUGGCGCUCCAAUUCUUUGUCAUCGUCGCUCCAGACACUGGUCUUCCUGGGAUGGUACCAGAAAGACCAGACUCGGUUGACAUUGUGAAGAAAGAGUCCCAUCCGGUGCUGGUCAGACGGAAGAGGGAUUGGUUGUGGAAUACCAUUUCUGUGACAGAAGAGAGAGAGGAACCCAUCCCUUACAAGAUAGGACAGCUCCGGUCAGACCGAAAAGUGGCAGUGAGGACGUUUGCAAUAGAAGGUGAAGGAGUGAACCAAACCUUCAUUGUGGACAACAAAGGAAACCUGUAUGUCAAGGAGCGUCUGGACAGAGAGAAGAAGGCCUUGUAUCAUCUGACGGCCAGGAUGUACGAUGGAAACGGCCUGUUGAUAGAGGACGCUGGGGAAUUUGCUAUUGAAGUGAACGAUAUCAACGAUAACUGCCCAGUUUUUCAAGAAGAGUACAAAGGAUCCGUCAUGGAGAGAACAAAGGAUACAGUGGUUCAAGUGAAGGCGACCGAUGCAGACGACCCAAACACGGACAACGGACAAGUCAGGUACACUCUGCCCAAUGGCCGGACUUCUGGUUUAUUUGAAAUCAACUAUGAAACAGGUGUGAUCACCUCCAAGGUAAGCAGCCUGGACCGGGAGACAAAGAGUCAGUAUAUGGUGGUGGUCCGGGCUCAGGACAUGAAAGGAAGGGAGUCUGGCUGCAUUGCCACCACCUCAGUGGCCAUCACCAUCACUGACGCCAAUGACAACAUAGCAUCUUUUACCAAAAGAAAAUAUGAAAUAAGUGUCCCAGAAAACCUUAAAGUUAACGAGAAGAUUGCCGUGCUGGAGUUAACAGACUUAGACGAGGACGAGAACAAGCAGCCCAUCUUUUCUAUUCCAAGUGGCAAUGGGAAUGUAUUCAGCUCCAAACCCAGUAAGGAUAACGACUGCAUACUGGUGCUCAAACAGGCUUUAGACUACGAGACGCAGAAUAACUACACCUUCACUGUCAGGGUGGAUGAACGGCUACAAUUUUCUCCAGCAGAAAACCUCAAUGUCGCAAAUACAACGGCACAGGUGACCAUCAAGGUGACGGAUGUGGACGAGCCGCCGGUUUUCACUCGCUCCGUCUAUAACUUCAGCGUUCCAGAGGAGCAGAUGGAAAAAACAAUAUUGGGGACAAUUCAAGCCAGAGACCCGGAUGGAGUCAGGAAGCGCAUAGAGUACUCCAUCCUGGAAACGGGCUUACCCUUUAGGAUCGACCCGACCACUGGUCAGCUGUCGGUUAUGAGGAGGCUGGACAGAGAGGUGGAGGAGCAACACAUGUUUAAAGUUAAGGCACAAGAGGAGAACGGUGGCCUGGCGUCAUUUGCUGAGAUUUUUGUAACGGUUCUGGACGUCAAUGACAAUCCACCUGAACUGACUGCCAAUGAUAUCUUUGUGUGUGAGAACGACGUCAGAAACACGGUGAUUGGUAUCUUGGGAGCCUCGGACAAAGACGAUCAAGCAGCUAGCUUCACUUUCAGUCUUGCUCUUCCCAGCUCCAACUUCUCCAUCAGAGACCACGGCAAUAACACGGCUGCUUUACUGGUGAAGGAGGGCCCCUUCAACCUGGAGGAUUCCAGUGAUUACAGUGUGGAAGUGCGCAUCAGUGAUGGAGGCCAGCCUCUCAUGAGCAGCAUCACCAAACUGCAAAUAAAGUUAUGCCAGUGUGACGCCAAGCGAGUUUUUUCAAGGUGUAAGGCCAGUAUGCAGAGGAUGGGGGUCAGCGUCCAGGCCCUGCUUGCCAUACUGCUGUGCAUACUGACCAUACUGGUGAUAGUGAUCCUGAUUGUGAUGAGGAAACAUUAUCAGAAGGAUUCUUUGGCCAGUAUGAAGAACAGCGGUGAGAUCCAUGAGCAGCUGGUCACAUAUGAUGAGGAAGGAGGAGGAGAGAUGGACACAAAUGGCUACGACGUUUCAAUUCUCACCUCGGCGUGUAACGACAGCUCCCUACUCCGCCACCCCGACCGCCGCUCCCACCCCUCCAUGUACGCCAUGGUCCAGAAACCCCACCACCUCUCUCAGCCCACAGCCUGCAAAGGCGACAUGGCAGCCAUGAUCGAUAUGAAGAAAGACGAGGCCGACCACGACCGAGACGGAUUCCCAUAUGACACUCUACACAUCUAUGGCUAUGAGGGACCAGAGUCUCUGGCGGGAAGCCUCAGCUCUCUGGACAGUUCCUCCUCAGGAUCAAACUUGGAUUACGACUUCCUCAAUGACUGGGGGCCGAGGUUCAAGGCACUGGCUGAGCUGUAUGGCGUGGACGGUGCCGACUACUACCAUCAGUACUGAGAGCAAACUUGACAACCCCCCCGCCGAGUGCCUCACGGGUUCACGUCUAGUUGAAAAUAGCCAUAGAAAUAGGACAGACAGAAGCAGGAAACAGAAAACAGGAACAUUUCCUUACAGCAGGCAGAUAGCCGAGCGUCCCCAAGACACUUCACCAAACACAAUUUUGUUUUCACUCUGUUAUCAUGUGUGAUUCAGCAAUCCAUUUUUGUUUGUGUCGCUUACCUAUUCACUCAUAAUCACUAAGCAACCUUCAUCAACAUCCAGGAGGUUCCAACACGAUGAAUGAAGUUGACGUGGGUCAGGAUUUUACUUUAUGCUCUAAAAAGCUGGAAAAAACUCGCCAAAAUAAGACUUUUGUUUCUCACUAAAGGGCAGAGAGGCAGUAGGGAUGGUGUGAUAUAAAACUAUUGGUGUUUUAAAACUUUAACUUUUGUAAUUGUUUGUACACCUUGUAAACCUAAUCAUAACUGAUCUGGGAUUAUGAAUUUGUUAAUGUUAGUCAUGUUCUUAGUAUAUGCUUUUACUCCAAUAUGAAGCAACUUUUUUGAUUACACACAAAGUGUUGCUGAUAAAUCCCUUUUUCUUCACCUAUUCAAACUUUUGAACAAGUUUUCUAAAUGUGAACACAUUCAUAAACUCUUGGACUUGAUGUGAUUUUAUAUGAAGUAUGAAACCGUAUAGACUUCCCAACAUGGACUCUUAUCCUUAGAUAAGACUUCCUCUCUUAAGAGAAAGUCUUAUAUUGAUUUCAGUCCUACUUGGAAUGUUACACACUCCAAGUGAAAGCAACACUUUUCUGAACUUUGUUAUUUUCAAAUAGGAUUGCUUGGGGAUUUUAAUGUACAAAGAAAAAAAAAAAACACAGGAAUUUGAGCUGUGACGGUUUGGAGGUGUUUGAUCACAGCGAGGUGACGGCUAGCUUUUCUUUAUCUGAGACAUUAUUAACAUCCAUCUUUGGCUCUGAGCUCCCACUGCAAUGUCCAGUGGGUUUUCUCAGUGAUAUUUAAUGUCUUCAUGGAGCAAAUAAGUAAUUUUUCUUCUUUUUCGCUCACCAUCGGGUGUCUAAGCAGCAGUCAUGUUUAAAACUUUUAAAAUGAGUUAAAUUUUGCCCAUAUUUAGAUUUUUAUGGGUUAAAAUCUGAACAUAAAGGCCAGUUUGGUUACCAAGUUGUUGUGUGCCUUCAUAGGCCAGACUUCCUCUGUGCUGAGAAAGAGCAAAACUAGACAAUAGAAAGACGGAAAGGAAAUGGCUCUACUGCUGCUCUGACAGAAUUACAGCUUGUUCCUGGCUUUUAUUUGACAGAACUCAUCAUCACAGUUAUUGUUGUGAUGAAAGCUGCGUCCUCAGAGGCAGAGUCAAACAAACCUAAUUGACUCGGAUCAGGAAGCAGAGAGCAGCAGCUGCAGCUUGUUGGGCUGCAGUGAUGUGCCUGAUGUGCUUUGAUAACUUUAACCUCUCAGCCUCUUCGGCUUCUGUCCGCUCAUCGAACCUCCAACUUAAAAUCAAAGUUUUCUUUGGCUGAUUAUUGAUCUGUGGCUCAGAUUUGUUUUUAAGAACAGCAUUCAAAAUAUUUUUGACUUCCUGAAAUGAGUCAGUAGUUCAUAUGAAAGAUGGUGUCGUCUCGCCGUGUGUGAGAGAGCAGUCACUGUAGAACAAAAUUUUAAUGUUAUUUUUACAAAUGCACCAUAUAUAUCAGCAAUAAUAUCUGUAUUGGACAAUAUUUGUCAUUUUUUAGCAUAUCAGUAUCGGUCUGUUAAAUACACAUUUUCAUAUAGGUUCAUCCUAAAGAACGUUUUAAUUAAAUUAUUACAAAUUUCCAAUUUGAGCCAUAGACGACAACCUACUAAGUCACCAUGUUAAGCUAGCUGUUUUUGCUAGAUUAGCAAAAACAGCUGUGUACAUUUGUAUUUGCCUGACAAUCUCCUAACUUUUCCUUAAAGAUUUGACAGAAGCUGCCAUUAUUUCCAAAUACUCCAUAAUUCCCAACAGACUGAAGGUUUAAACCUGAACAGCUCUGUUUAGCCUUCCUGUUAUCUCCUGAAACAGUCUGUCUCUCUGCCUGCAAACACAUGUCAUUAUAUAGUGGCUACUUGUAUUCAACAUGCUGAAUACACAGCUUCAGCUUAAUUAGAUUCUUACAACUCUGUUGUGCUAUAAUUUAAUUUCAAAUACUUUGAUACUGCAAGUUAGCUUCUAGCUGUCUUCAUUCAGUAAUAGCAUCCACACCAAAGAGUUUUGGCCUCAAUCUGACUUGGCAGUGCGUUCGUACUAUUUUUGACUUUCUGCCUGAUGAGUUACUGAUCAGAGCCAAACAAACUGAAAUUCAUCUAAUUCUGGUCUCAAGUCAAUUUUUUGUUUCAACUUUUGUUGAUUUUUAGUGCAGAUAUGGAAAAUAAUGAAGACCUUGUAGGGUACAAAAUGCAGUUUUAAGAAUCUUGAAGGCUUUGCUGAGACUCAUAGCUAUCGAUGCUGAAUUCCUCCUGUUCUUAUUAUUGCCACUUAUUUUUCCCACAACUUGCAGAUACACUUUAAUGGAAAUAUGAUUCAGUCACUUUGCUAAAAACAUCAACGGAGUGACAGAUAAUCAAUAGAUAAAUGAGACCAAAGCAGCUCUUUGCUCUUUCUCAGAACAGUUUAUAUGGAGAAUGAAAACGAAACGUAAAGUCACAUUUUUAUUUUUGUGUUAAGUUUCAUGCUGACAUACAAAUCAAAGUUACAAAUCUUGACUAAUCCAAUCCUGUUUGGACCUCACACAUUACAUUUACAGUAUAUACUGUAUUUCCAUGUGAAUAACUGGUAGCAACAAAUCAUUCAAAAUGUCUCUCUCUUUUCUUUGGGACAUUUUGAAUGAACGUUCUCUGCUGGGUUUCUGGCUCCUGGGUAACUGGAGUAAUCAGGAGUAACUACUCCCCCGCAGACCUCCUGACCUUUAACCCUGGCCUAUGGAGCAACUGGCUGAGAGCCUGAUUAUUACUCAUUACCAUUUAAAUAAUAACAGGCUGGUCAUAAAUGAUGGCUUCUGCCAUUAAAAACUCAUUCAUAACCAGCCAGAAAGCGAAAAGGUCACUAACUGUGUGCAGUAAUGACAUCACGCCGUUGUUCUGAAAAUCCACUUUGUGCGUUACUGACGGCUCCUUUGUUUAGAAAUGUAUUUUUUCUCUCCAGCUUUAGUUUAUUUGCUCUGCUGUUUAUUCUGUUUUUCUUGGCCUGCAGUGCUUCUUUAAAAGACGGACCUGCUGGAAAUGUCACAGGAUAAACGUGGGAACAAUAGCUGGAAGCCGACUCUGCUUACUUCACUUUUAUAUUUAUAUACAAUGAGAGCAGAAUGUUGCCGUAUCUGCCCCCUUCCCCCUUUUUUUGUCCUUUAAUCAGCUAAAGCAAACAGCGGGCCCAGCUUCCUGUCCAUCUGGGAGCUGGCCCCGCCCUUUCCUGUCUGCAUUAUCUCUCGUAUUGUGUUGACUUCCUGUUAGGAGGAGGUGGGAAGUGUCUUGGAGGGGAAGAGGGAGCGAUUUGAGUAGAAACACGGGAUGAGGGGAAGGAACGGGGGUUAGGGUGGGAUAAGGAGGGACAAGGGGAGAGGAGAAACACUAAAGAACAAAAUGUCUGAUGAAAUAUUGGGGCAUAACACAAAACAUGAGAAAAACCUUCUUUAUGAAGCAUUACAUUUCUUUUCUGAAAUCUAAAUUUCAGAUGAAUCUUAAAAUAAUGUGAGAAAUUAUCAUACGGUAUACAUGAAAAUGUAAACAGUUUUAGGCCAUAAAAUCAAAAGGACCAAAGUUAGGAUGGGAAGAAAACACUGGACUGGAGCUUUUUUUUUAAAAAGGUUUUAUUGGCUCUAGCCUUUAUUUGAUAGUGAAUUGACAGGAAAGUGGGUAAUGAG